This is a messenger RNA of Manduca sexta (tobacco hornworm), 2645 nucleotides long. RefSeq names its product E3 ubiquitin-protein ligase SIAH1. Gene Ontology annotation, molecular function: ubiquitin protein ligase activity; ubiquitin conjugating enzyme binding; zinc ion binding. NCBI's taxonomy places the organism in Eukaryota, Metazoa, Arthropoda, Insecta, Lepidoptera, Sphingidae. Gene Ontology annotation, cellular component: cytoplasm. Gene Ontology annotation, biological process: multicellular organism development; proteasome-mediated ubiquitin-dependent protein catabolic process. The record is from RefSeq and is a predicted model, not a curated record.
AAUGACGGGCGCGGUGGAUCUGCCUGAAUGUCCAGUAUGCCUGGAGACGAUGUCGGCCCCGAUCUUCCAAUGCCAGUCCGGGCACAGUCUCUGCAACCAGUGCACCAGUAAUCUUGUUCCGCCGAUGUGUCCUAUUUGCCGCCAGCAUAUGACGCAGAUGAGGAACUGGCAACUUGAAGAUAUUAUUGCUAAGGCCAAAGUGGCGUGUCCGAAUAAGUCCGUGGGUUGCGUGUACACCAUGCCCUCAACUGAUGUGAAUGAUCAUCUCAAGGAGUGUAUAUUCCGUGACAUGGAAUGUCCGCUUGGCAGUGUGUCUGGGAAAUGCUCUUGGAGUGGAAAAUUGAAGGAUAUUAUGGAUCACUUCCAAGAACGCCACCAGAAAAAUUGUAACGUUAGUUCCGACACCCCAGUGAAUCUUGAUAACAUUGAACUUAAAGAAGACGAGCGCUUUUUAUACUUGGUGGCGCAGCAAAAGAUGCUAUUUAUCAUAACCGUGAAGUUAGACACAUUGCAAAAGAUGGCCUUUUGGAUUGUCCAGCACAUCGGAAGCAAAUCCGUGGCUAGGCAGCAUAUAUACGAAAUUCAUUUGACCAGCAAUUUGGACGAGCGGCGGAAACUAGUCUUCUGUGACCAUUGCUUCAAUGACGCGAUUAAGGCGGACGAAGUGUUCCGUCAGGGGAAAUGCGCUGUUGUGCCGUUUGAAGCUCUCAAGCAUUUCAUAAAGGAUAAAAAAAUUACGUUCAAGUUCUUCAUUAAAAGGCUUCCGGUGGCUAAUAAGAAAAAAGUCGAUAAUGGUAAAGAUGCUAAGCCAAAUGAUAAUAAACAGAAUCCAGCUCCCAAAGGUCCUGGACCUAAAAAGGGACCAAAGGACGCCACGGGACCUCCCAAACCUGGUCCCGGCGGAAAGCCGAAGCAAAAUAAGGCUAAUGCAUAAAGUCUGACUAUUUGUUUUUUCUAACAAUAUUGAUUGUUUAUUACCAUAUAUUAGCUAUAAGAAAAUAUGGGAUAAUUUUCGAAAUUACUAAGAAAACAAUUUGAUUUUUUUUCCAUAUUCAAAUACGUACAUAAAAUAAUUUAAUUGCAACUUCUUUUUUCUGCAUUCAUUGACAAAACAACUACGUUUUAUUUUUGAUCUUAGACAGAUUUAAAACAGGGACUAAUUUUUACAUUUACAUAUUGCAAUCAUGGCAGCAUGGCUUUGGUUGCCAUAUAUUCCUAGUUAAAUAAGUAAAUUAUUCUCUCUGAUUUUAUAAUGAAUUUGUUUUUCACAUACCUUUUGCACUCUCUCUGCUCUUAUAAUACUUAUGUCAUCAGUGAAUAAUUUUUGUGCAGGUUGCUAAAAUCUUUUUUUUUUUAAUUAUUUCAAACAGUUGCCUAUUUAAAGUAAAUUUUUAUUUGUUUAAUUUUUGUGAGGAAAAUAAAAUUUGCAAACCAUCUAAAAAUGCCAAAAAAAAACUUUUUCUAUCUAAUGGCAAAUGAGAAUCCUGGAAAACUAGGCAAUCCUGUAAAGCUUUGCCAAAUAUAACAAUUUAAGUAAAAACUGGGACUCUAUAAAUAAAUCUGUCCUCAUACACAACGUAGUUUAGGCAUUUAUAAAAGUUGAUAUCUUCAACGGUCACGAAUGUAAGAAAAAUUAAGAUGUAUAAUACCUACGUAUAAUUGUGUAGGUGCUUAUAUAUAUAUAUAUAUAUAUGUGGCUUCAUAGUAGGUACCAAAGUACGUAAAUUCUUUAUCACAAUAUACAAUCAAUGUUAAAAUAUUAUUAUGUAUAGAUAAGUAAUACUUUUAUGUGGAUUGAUCAUCCAAAACCAGUGUCAGAUGUAUCUACAGCCUUUAAUCUCCUGGCCAUUUCUCUGACACGUUGAGAUAGAGGAAGGCAUCGCAAUAGGAUAAUUCCUUCCUUUAAUGCACACACAAUGUUAUUGGGCUUCUGGUAUCGAGCGAAGUGGGUUAAAAGAAAAUAUAGAUCCUUUCCUUUAACAAUCGGUUACAGUCUACUUGUAAAAGGCAGAAGUAGUAACUCUACCGAUGACUCGAAAAUUCUACUAUAAAAGUAGUCAGCAGUCCUUUAAUAUUUAUAAGUGCAUUAAGCCGGCUCCAGAGCAGUGUGAUAUGGCUCUCGUCCAAAUCAUGAGUAUCUGGGGAACAUAAUCACAACAAACCUGAGCACGAUAUUAUCGCAGUCAACAUAAUGGAUACACACUAAUGUAUUUACAUAUAUAUGUAGAUUAAUAUCCAUUUGUGAGGUUUUUAUGUGAGUAUGGUGUCGGAAAGUGAAUUCCUAUGUGAUGCCAUUGUGUAAAGCCUCAAUAUAUCUCUCCACACAAAAUCAGUUAGGUUGGAAACAAAUUGGGCGCACUUCAUUGACCAUGGGCGUAGUUAGGCAUUUUGAUAGGGCCUGGAUGCUACCGAAAAAAUAUAAGUCCUCAUAGUGCGGCAUUGUGCUUUAUCCUCUUCCUGUGAAUGUAAACGCGGAGGGGAUUAUGGUUAGAUAUUAUUAUCACUUCUUUGCCGAUUCUAUGUGGUACGCUACAACAAAAAGGUGAUGUUUUCAUUCACCAGGGGCAAAUCCAGUAUCCUAACACGCGAUGCGUACGCUCAAGAAAUUUGUAGCAACUUCACUUACCAUAAUUAACUUUACUCCA